Messenger RNA from Epinephelus lanceolatus (giant grouper), 781 nucleotides. NCBI's taxonomy places the organism in Eukaryota, Metazoa, Chordata, Actinopteri, Perciformes, Serranidae. The record is from RefSeq and is a predicted model, not a curated record.
AUGUCACGGUUUCCCACCAGCGAAAAGGACAAAGAAAAACCAGGAGCCAAGGCAAAGACCCGCUCCUCCCGUGCUGUUCCAGUCCAGUUCCCAGAUGGCCGUGUUCACAGGCUGCUGCGCAAAGGAAACUAUGCGGAGCGUGUCGGUGCCAGCGCCUCCGUCUACCUGGCGGCUGUGCUGGAGUAUCUGACCGCUGAGAUCCUGGAGUUGGCUGGAAACGCUGCCCGCCACAACAAGAAGAUCCAUAUCAUCCCCCGUCACCUGCAGCUGGCUGUCCGCAACGAUGAGGAACUCAACAAGCUGCUGGGCAGAAUCACCAUUGUGAAGUUAAGAAACGGCUCUAUUAAACUUUUAACGGGUCUGUAUUAGCCUACACAUUUAAACGACUGGUGUGAUGGUGCGUUGCACUGACAGGAGAUGCCUGGUACGUGCUGUCUAGGGCUGUCAAAAAAAAAAUUUGAAGUUCGAAAUAUAUUCGAAUUUAUUUUUUUUAAAGUUCAAACCUAAAUUUGAUAAUUCGAAUAUCAUUAAUAAUUAAUGAAUACUAUUAAUAAUGUUGUAUAUCACGGCGAAUCCCGUUCGGGCAGAGAUGGCUUGCGCACAAGCCGGGCCAGAGAGGGAAGCAGAGAAGGCCAACAUCACCCACUGCGCUGUCUGCGAUGUGUGACCUGUUCGGGGAGACAUACAAGGAGGGUGUUGCACCUGCUGCCUCCCUGCCUACCCUUUUUGAAGAAGAGAUGAAACGUUACCAGAAUGAGACACCACUACGAGCCGACCAGGA